UCAUAAACAAUCCUGUCAAAAUAGAAUUCAACUCUUUGAUGUACUAUUGUGUAAGAAAUGGAUGAAGAAAAUCAAGAUUCAAACGGUUAUGUUUCCAACGGUAAAAUCAUGAUAUCAUCUAUCGCGAUAUUAUUCCUCGCAUGUUUUAUCGUAGUCUCGUUUCACGUGUACGCGCGUUGGUUUCGCCGCCGCCCUGUCAACCACCGCCGCGUCAACGCCACCUCGACUGGCAUGAUCUUCUCUCAGGGUCUCGAUCUCCGCGUCAUGAAUUCACUCCCAACUUUCAUAUACGAAUCCAAAGGCGGCCAAGAGUCCCCGCUGGAAUGCGCCGUGUGCCUGUCGGAGUUUGAAGACGACGAAACGGGUCGGGUUCUGCCCGACUGCAAGCACUGUUUCCACGUUGACUGUAUAGACAUGUGGCUUCAGUGUCACCGCGACUGCCCACUCUGCAGAGCCCAGGUUAAGUUCCAACCCGGCGCCCGAAACCCGAUCCAGCCCAUUCAAAAUCCGGAUCAAAUAAUCCUAUCCAUCUACGUGUUGGAGGAUGCGGGUAGUUCCGGGUCGAAUACUGAAUUACACCACACGUGCGAAAACGAUGGGAUUCUUCAUACGGUCUGUUCAUCUUCUUCGCCGACGUUGGAUGUUACAGGUCAACUGCCAGGUCAAACGGGGCAAGAUCCGACCAAAAUUGAAGGUGUUUCGAAUUUGGAUCCGAAUAUUGGCCCGGAUAUUGAAUCCGGACCCAACUCAACCGUUCGAGUGUUAAAGAGGCUGUUCAGCAUUUAAAAUGUGGGCUUAGAUUGUCAGUAGUAAAACCUUUGUAUAAUUUGGGCUUCUUAAAUUGGACCGUUAGCCAAUGUUUAAGGCCCAAAAAGCCCAUUUUUCAGUAAUUCUCAUAUAUUUAUUAUUGGGAAAAAUACAGUUUUCACCCCUCAAAUGUUCUCCAAUUCAACAUUUGGUCUCUCAUAUUUCAAAAAUUCAAUAUUUUUAGCCAUUCCCAU
Molecule: messenger RNA, 1001 nt
Organism: Erythranthe guttata (spotted monkey flower)
Lineage: Eukaryota; Viridiplantae; Streptophyta; Magnoliopsida; Lamiales; Phrymaceae
Product: RING/U-box superfamily protein
Biological process (GO): protein ubiquitination
Molecular function (GO): transferase activity
Source: RefSeq, a predicted model, not a curated record